This is a messenger RNA of Cicer arietinum (chickpea), 3639 nucleotides long. Its product is annotated as nodulin homeobox-like. The record is from RefSeq and is a predicted model, not a curated record. Gene Ontology annotation, biological process: flower development. Lineage: Eukaryota; Viridiplantae; Streptophyta; Magnoliopsida; Fabales; Fabaceae. Gene Ontology annotation, molecular function: single-stranded DNA binding.
CAAAACUUUACUGUUCCCUGAAUCCAAAUCCGUCGAACACAAACUCAAGCUCUCUCUAUAUAUAUGAAUGAAAAACAGAUAAAAAAAAAAUCAUGUCUGCGUUUUAAUCCCGUUUCAGUCGUUAGUGUUCACUCUCACUCAUUCAGCGCCGCACCGUUCUCUGCACUUCCCUCGCCGCUGUGUCCAAACCGUCGCAGGUACAGAAAGAAUUGAAGAAAACACUCUGAAUAGUAAAUGAUACAAUAGAGGAAAUAAGAGAAUUCUGAUGAAAAGAAACAUGAUGCUCAAUGGGAAGGAAUGUACGCUGGUGCGACGCUAAGAAGAAACACAAUAUGCAGCAAAUGUGAUUAGGGUUACUUGUUUUGAAAAUGAAAAUUUUGGGCCUAACUUGUAUCACAUGACCCAUUAUCAUGUUUUUCCAGCUACUGUUUACAGCUUGAGUUUUCCUAUUAGUUUUCAAGAAUGAGGAUUGUAAAGGAAGAAACAUCAAGCAAUGCUGCACAGGUUUCAGGCAUGAUAUCAGCAGUGACAGAAUUGCAAGGUGUUGCCUCUCUGGAACUUAAUAAAUUAUUGAAGGACUCCGAAAAUUUUGUUAUUAACUACCUUACUGAAAAAGGAUCAUUGCUGAAGAUUGACAUGGAAAAGCUUGCAGGAUCUCUUCCAUCACACCUUGCUUCAACGAUUAUGACAUCCCAUAAAGUUGAGGACAGCUUCAGAUACUUGUUAUGUGGCGUUCGACUCUUGCAUUCCUUGUGUGAUUUAUCAUCCCGAAAUUCUAAAUUUGACCAGAUUUUUCUAGAUGAUGUUAAAGUGAUCGAACAGCUGAUUGAAAUGGUUUUCUUCACACUAACUGUUCUUGGUGGUUAUAGACAGGAAGGCCAUGCUUUUAGUCAUGUGCACCUUUUGCAUUCAACUCUUGUAGCGUGCAAUUUAUAUCUGAUAACAGGGUUUAUUUCAACACAAUGGAGAGAUAUUGUACAAGUAUUGCUUGCACAUCCCAAGGUUGACAUAUUUAUGGAUGCUGCUUUUGGAUCAGUUCGUGUGGUUGUUAGGUCUGUUGAGACUACACUGGCAACUUAUAAUGAAGAUAUGUCCACGGAAUCAAAUUCGACAGCAGAAAGAGUAGUUUAUUAUCUCUGCCAGCAGUGUGAAGCUUCUUUGCAGUUUCUUCAGUUAUUAUGUCAGCAAAGAUUGUUUAAGGAGCGCCUUCUUAAGAAUAAGGAAUUAUGUGGAAAGGGGAGCAUUCUUUUUCUUGCUCAAUCCAUCUUGAAGUUACACAUUCAACCAUCUACACCGAAUAGAAUCGCAGCAGCUAUUUCUAGGCUAAAAGCUAAAGUACUUUCUAUUUUGCUGAGUUUGUUUGAAGCAGAAAGCAUUUCUUAUCUUGACGAAGUAGCCAGCUCAACAAACAGUCUAGAAUUGUCUAAAUCUGUUGCAUUUGAGGUUUUUGACUUGUUGAAGAAAGCAUUUGGAAGAAAUCCCCGACAUCUCACUGCUAACAAAAGUCACCCAAUGGGGUUUGUACAGCUCAACGCAAUGCGUCUAGCUGACAUUUUCUCGGAUGACUCAAACUUUCGAUCUUACAUGAUACUUUGUUUUACUGAAGUUCUGACAGCAAUAAUUUCACUCUCCCAUGGAGAUUUUAUAUCCUGUUGGUGUUCAUCGAAUCUCUCAGAGACAGAGGAGGAUGCAAGUCUUGAGUAUGAUAUAUUUGCUGCUGUUGGAUGGGUUUUGGAUAAUACUUCACCAGAUGUUAAGGAUGUCACAAAUUUGGAAUUCAACUUAAUCCCAAACAGCAUGCUUAGAGCUUCUUAUGCACAUCAUAGGACAUCAUUAUUUGUCAAGUUCUUUGCAAAUCUUCAUUGUUUUGUUCCCCAUGUAUGCGAAGAGAAGGAAAGGAACCUUUUCGUUCGCAAGGUCCUCGAGUGCUUGCAAAUGGAUCUAUCUAACUUGCUGCCUGGGUUUUCUUUUGAUUCGGAUGCUCCUAAAGUUUCCACUGCUAGCAAGAACCUCCGCUCAUUGUUAAGUCAUGCAGAAUCUCUGAUUCCGAACUUCUUAAAUGUGGAGGAUGUACAACUUUUAAGGGUGUUUUUUGGCGAAUUACAAUCACUAUUUACUUCAAAUGGAUUUGGAGGAAAUCGUGUUCAAGAUAGCAAAUUUGAGGAGUCGUCUUGGGAUAAGUUUUCUAAACUCAACAUCAAUGUGUGUAAUCAGGAAGCUCAAAGUGUUGGCGGGUGCCCAUUACCUUUAACUGGUAAAGAACCCUCUGAUCUUGAUAAGGGUGGUAAAGUCAAGGAGGGAAUGUCGGAGAAUUCUGCAUAUUCAAACUCGGGACAACAUAACCCGAGAGCUGAAGACAGAGUUCAAGGCAAUGGCUUAAAUAGGCAAAGUCAGGUAGAAAAUAAAGGCAUAUCUGGUAAAACAACAUCAGGAGGAGCAAGAGAUACGAACAAGGAUGCUCAUAAAAUUGAAACAAGUGGUUCAGAUGCAAGUUCUGCAAAAGGAAAGAAUGUUGUUGAUCAUAUGCAUAAUGGUGGGCUUUCAAAACCAAAUGAUCGUCUUAAAAAAGUUGCAGUUGAAGAAAAUCCAGAGGAUGAAAAGAAUGAGUUUGCACAGAGGAAAAAACGAAAACGAACUAUAAUGAAUGAUAACCAGGUGUCACUGAUAGAGAGGGCACUCUUAGAUGAGCCUGAUAUGCACCGAAAUGCAGCUUUACUUCAAUCAUGGGCUGAUAAAUUAAGUACUCAUGGUUCUGAGGUUACAUCUUCACAGCUUAAAAAUUGGUUGAACAAUCGAAAAGCUAGGCUAGCUCGUACAGCUAAGGAUGUUCGAACAGUAGCAGUUGAUGUUGACAAUCCAGUCUCAGAUAAGCAGGGAGGGCCAGCACUUGAGUCUAAUGUCUCACCUGAUGGUCCAGGUCAAUAUGUUUUGCUUGUUGGCGGGCAAGGAGAGGAGAUUGGCAAAGGAAAGGUGUUUCAGCUGCAUGGUAAGUGGUGUGGGAAGAGCUUGGAGGAAUUAGCAACUUCUGUUGUGGAUGUUUGUGAGCUCAGGGUUGAUAAAGGGUCGCGGUUACCCUACCCGUCAGAAGCAACUGGCACAACAUUUGCAGAGGCUCAAACAAAGUUCGGUGUCAUGAAAGUAUUAUGGGAUUUAAACAAAAUAUUGGUGUUGUGAUCGGACUGAGUUCAUGAUGCUUCAGUGGCUGCAUCUGUUCCUUUGCUACCUGCUGUAAUUAUCGAUCUUGAUUGCGGGUUCCAAAUCUGUGUAUCUGUGUUGUUGUUUCAUAGACAUUAGCUGAAAGAACAAAUUCCAAACCCCUGUGCGUACAUGUGUUAUAUAUGUGUUGUUGUUCCAUAGACAUUAGCUGAGAAGAACAAAUUUACCAAGUAGAAAAGUAAAGAAGAUAGUUAUAGACAAAUCAAGGGUGAUUCGGCAAUGAUAGUUUAGGAUUUAAUCAAGAAACCAUAACCGGUUACAAAAAUGUUUAGAAAGGUCUUAUACAGGUCUUUUUGGAGGGAAGUAGUGGACUUGAAUUCACAAUAAAUUAACAUUUGCCAAUCAAGCUCAUCUUAUGUUAUGAGUAAUAAUUUCAAAAACAUUACAAUUUUAAGAUUUUUAAUCUUCGGAUUAGUUGUUAAA